Messenger RNA from Argiope bruennichi, 3801 nucleotides. RefSeq names its product fibroin heavy chain-like. The transcript has a single exon. The coding region runs from base 1 to 3801 and encodes 1266 amino acids. Lineage: Eukaryota; Metazoa; Arthropoda; Arachnida; Araneae; Araneidae. The record is from RefSeq and is a predicted model, not a curated record.
AUGAAGCAGCUUUCUCUAUUAUCGUUAUUCUUCUUUAUCCUAUUCCUACAAGGUUUUUCGGUGCAAGGUCAAAACUGGAACGACACAAAUUCGACAGUUGAAGUGGUCGCAAACUUUAUAUGGUGCCUGAAACAGAGUGGCUUGUUCUCUUCCGAUCAGUUUGAUGACCUGGACAUGAUCACAGACACCAUGCAAAUGCAGUUGAGAAAAAUGGGAAGUAUGUCAGAAAGCAAAAUUAAAGUAAUGAGGGUAGGUAUGGCCGGGUCCAUAGCUGAAACCGCAGUAGCAUCGCCAAGUGGAGUUUCUCCGCUAAUGCUGAACAGCAUUGACGACUGCUUGACAAGUGCCAUGCUCCAAGUGACAGGACAAAUCGAUCAAAGAUACAGAGCCGAAGUAUUGCAAAUAAUUGAAGUAGUUGCUAUUGACGAAAGAAAUUCUGCAUCUUCAUCAGUAAGUAUAGAAACAAGCUCAUCAGGGGAUAGUUAUUCUGGAUCAUCAGAAGUUGGAAAAGCAGCAGUUGUAUACACAACAAAGACAAAUUCAGGACUGGCAAUAAGUUCUUCCCAAUCAACCGGAUAUAGCGCCUUAGCUGUAGGAUAUGGGGCAGGAGCUAUCGCUAGUAGCAGCGCAGGAGGUGAAUCUGGUGCAAUUCGAGCUUCUGACAAAAAAGCAGUUGAAAAUGGAAUGAUUUAUGGAAGUGAAGCUACAUAUAGUGCUGAGACUAGAGAAGGAUCUUCUUCAGGACAUGAUGCCAAUGUAACAGCUGCAGAAGCUAACGUUAAUUCUAACAUAAGAGCGGGAAAUGGAAGAGGCUACGGUGCUGAAAAUGAAGCUAGUGGAGCGGUCACCACCGAUGGAGGAACCGAAUUUGGUGACCAAACAGGAGCUGAAUAUAGAAAAGACUAUAGUUCUGAAGUUGGGGCGGGUGCUAAAGCUACAAGAUAUAGUGCUGAAGUAGGUGCAGGAACUGUCACUAGUGUCAGAGCUGGUACUGAGUAUGGAAUGAACUACGGUGCUGGAAUUGAGGUAGAAGCAGGAGUUACAAGUAGAUAUGGAAGUGACAAUGGAGUCGGAGUUCAAUAUGAGUUUGGAGUGGGAACUGAUGGAACUGUAACAAAAAAUGUAGAAGCAAGAGUUGGAUAUAGAAGAGACUACGGUACUGGAACUGAUACAAGUACAGGAGUUAUAGCUGCUGAAGCCUCCGAUGCCAGAGUAUCUAAAUAUACCAGUAUCUAUGGGCCUGGAACUGGUAUUGAGGCAGUAGUUAGUGGGGCAAAAAUCGCAAAUUCAGGAGCCGCUUUUGGGGUCGAAGCAGAAUAUAGAAGAAGCUAUGGCGAUAAAUCCGGAGGUGAUAUUGUAUAUGGUGUCGGCAUGGGAGCUGGUAGAGCAGUUGUAGCAGGAGCAGGAGCUGGUGCCGGAUCUACAGGCAUGUUUGGAUAUGGUAUCGGCGGGAGAGAUACUGCUGUAAACGAGGAAAGGGCGGAUAUAAGAUAUGGAAGAGGCACUGAAAUAGAUACAAGAGUUAGAGAUGCGGCUGGAUAUGAUGUAGGCUCUGGAGCUCGUGGAGAAGCAGACUCAAGUGCGAUAGUUAGGACAGGAGUAGAAGGUGCAACUGGAUAUGGAGGAAGUUAUAUCCCUAGAUAUGGUGCUGGUCCGAGAUCUGAUGGAGCAAUCAGUGCAGAAGUAGGAACCGGAGUCGGAGCUGUCGUCAUUGCAGAUUCUGGAUACAGAAGUGGCUAUGAUGCUGAAGCUGCAAGUGCUGCUGUAUACGGUGCUAAAGCUAGUGAAGCAGCAGUGGCCCUUACAAGAUCCGAUUCUAAUGAUAGAGCAACAUCUAUAUAUGGAAGAAACGACAUUCCUAGAGUUCGAACAGAUAUAGAAGCUGCAACUGCGAUUGGAUAUGAUUCUGGUGCAGGAACAAGAAUUGGUGCUGGAGUUGGAACUGCAUAUGGAGGAGGUACUGGAAUUGUGGCAGGAGUGGUAACUGAAAUUGGAUACCGAGAAGGCUUCGGUGCUGGUUCUGGAACUGAAAAUAUAGGUGGCAUUGGAGUUGGAGCAGGAGUAGGAACUGGAACUGGAUACGGAGGUGGCUAUGGUGCUGGUUCUGGAGUUGGAGUUGUUGGCGACACAGGAGUUGUGGCAGGAGCAGGAGCAGGAGCCGAAGCUGAUGUUGCAACAAAGGCAGGAGCUACAACUGGAUACGUAAGAGAAUACAGUGCUGGAUCAAAUGCUGGAGCUGGAUUUAAAGAAAGUUACUGUCCUGGAUUCAGUACCGGAAUUGCAGUUGAAUAUGGAGGAGGUUAUGCUGCUGGUUCUGGAGCUAGAGGUGCUGCUGACAUAGGAUCUGGUGCAGGAGUUGAAUAUAAUAAAGACUAUUAUGUUGGAGUUGGAGCAGGUGCAGAAACAGGAGCUGGUGGCUCAGUUGGAUAUGAAGGAAGUUACGAGGCUGGAUCUGGAUUUGGAGUUGCUGCUAUAUAUGAUGCUGGUGAUAGCUGGAGAAGCUAUGAUAUCAGAGCCCGAGCAGAUGCUGGAGCCGGAAUUGCUGGUGCAACAGAGGCAGGAACAGAGGCUGAGUACGGAAGAGGUUACAAUUAUGGAUCAAGUAUUGUUGGAUAUGGUACUAACUCAAGUUCUAGUUCAGGAUCUGUAGCAGACACUGUAGCUAGUGCAGGAGACGGAUACGGAAGAGAUUUCGGUAUUAGAGAUUCUGAUGCGUCAGGAUAUGGUUCUGGAUAUGAAUUCAGUAAAGCAGCAGUUACAGGAACCGGCAAUUCCGCUGGAGAUACCUUUGCUCAGGUGUUUACACAGAAUUUGUUGACUUCGGGUAUCAUUACAUCUGAAACUUUAACUUCCUCUUUAGCGCAAGCGACUGCCUCAUCUAUGGCGAAUAUUGCUGCUCAGGGCUUGGGCUUAGAUGCUAAUAUGGCUAAUUAUCUGUCAAAUGAAAUGGCCAGAAUGGCUGCUUCUAUAUCAGAAAGUACUAAAGAUCAGUUUGCUUUUGUUCAAGCAAUGUCUUACAUAAUGGGAAAACUUCUGGCGGAGUUUGGUGUAAUUAAUGAAAGCACUGCUUUGUCUGCAGCAUCGAGUACAUCUUCUUCAAUAAUUGAAACUAUAAAAACUUAUGGAUUUGGAGAAUUUGGCAUAUAUAGUGGGGCAGUGGGAGCUGGAACAGGUGCAGCAGUUAAGGCUGGUGUCGGAGGAGGAACUUCAGAAAGAUAUUGUGGAGUAACCAGUGGAUAUGGUGUAGGAGCUGAAGCUAGUGCAGGUGCGGUGGCACGAAAUGCAGAUGGAUAUGGUACAGGAACCGGGGCAAGUAUGGCCAAUGCGGAUGACUAUAGAGUCGGAUCUGGAGAUGCUGGUGGGUAUGGUGAUGAAAGCGGAGUUUCAACAUCAACAAGUGCCUCAUCUGGCGGUGCAACUGGUAUAGUUACAGAUGGAAGAUACGGAUAUGGGACAAGUACAGAUAGAGGAAUAGCAGCAGGAAUUUCAUCUGGUUUUUAUGGGGAUGUUUUGAAUCGUUUAACAUCUCCUGAAGUGUCUAACAGAGUAUCGUCUAAUAUUGAAACUAUUGCAUCUGGUGGACUUUCCGCCCUACCUAAUGUAGUAUCAAAUAUUGUCUCACAAGUGAGUGCCUCUGCUUUUGUCGCUUCUAUUGACGAAAUUGUAAUUCAGGUAUUGCUGGAACUGAUUUCCAUUCUUGUUCAUAUAAUAAGUAAUACUUCCGUUGGUCCUGUUGAUACAAGUGGAGUGGACCUAUCAUUUGCUACAGUUAGGCAGGCUCUAGCAACUAUUCUUGGCUAA